AGAGAGAGAGAGAGAGAGAGAGUUGCUCCUCUUUUCAAACGGUCGGAGAGAAAGGACACUCCCUCUCUUUUUGAAACGGUCGAACAUCCCUUCUUGGUCAUUUAGUUUGUGAAAAAAUUAGGGUUUUUCAGGGUUUCUUUUCUCUCAGUUUGUUAACUCUUACAGUUGCCUUCGAGCCAUUUGCUCAAUUCCUAGGUUUUGAAGGGGUUUGUUUGUGGUACAGAACACUAUCUUCUGCAAAUUCUAGGCCUAUGUUGGAGUCCUUUUUGGGAAACUCUCUUUCUCUUCAUUUCCUUGGUUUUGGAAGUGUUGCUGUAUACCAGAUGACGUACUGGUUUUGGAGGUUUGCAAGGUUUUGAGCAUUCUCUGAACUUCUAGGGUUUUUAAAGGGGUUUCCACAUUCUCUGAAAUCUCUGGUUUGUACGGGAAUUUUGCAUUCUUUUGAGUUUUAGGGCUUACGGGGCUUUCGUGCAAUGAUGGAGCUUUCUCCUGAAAUAGAUAAUUACAUUAAAGAGACAAUUGCCUACUCCUUAGGUCUCCCUGUAUCCUCUGAAACCCUAGCUAUCAAGCUUCAAGGAUCUGAAACUGCAAGGAAAAGGCUUCAAUCCGUGGUCUUCUCCUUGCAAGAUCUUCUCAGGGAGAAAGAUGAUAAGAUCGAGCAUGCUAAGGCUGAGGCUACUAUGAAUGCUCAAGCUGUGAGGAGGCAAAUCGAGGAGAAUCAGAAAUUGGUUGCAGAUUGUAUGGAACUCUCAAACCAGUGUGCAAGGUUAGAGAAUGAGUGUGCACUUUAUUAUCGGGACCGAGAGCAAUUGGUGGAUUAUAGUGAUGAGAGGAUCAAAGAGGCCGAGAGUCGCGCCCAAGGCGCAGAAGAUCAAGCAAGGAAACUCUCUGAUCAGAUCAAUCAAUUAAGGAAACUCACUGAUGAUAAAAACAGGAUGAGUUCAGAAUUGGAGUUUCUGAGGAGAAGGGUCCAUGAACUCGAAGGCCAAAAUAGAGGGCAGGGUCAGUUGGAACGACGAGGAGAGAAUCUUGGCUGUAGUCGAUUCCCUCGAUUGGAGGUGGAGAAUGAAGAAUUAAAAUCACACAUACAAGCAACAAGCUCAGACAAUUCCUUCGAAGGCCUUCUUAGUUUGGAGGACCAAAUUCUUCAUUCUGUGAUACUGUCUGUGAUUGCUAAAGAUAAGGAGGGUGCAGGAUCAGUAGUAGAAGAAUCUGCAACAAAAGCACACACAUUUUUGGAGGAAUAUAUGGGAGAAGAUCAGCACUGGGAGCUGUUCCAACAGUGGGAGAGGCUGAAGCCUUCCACAAGGCAUGUUUUAGCUUUGGUUGCUGAGGUGGAGUCACUAAGGCGUGACAAAGAUCAUCUGAGGACGAACCUUCACAAAGCUGAAGAAGAGGUAUCUAAAUUUUAUGAGGAAAACAAGCUUUUGGAUGAGGAGAACAAGAAGCUUCUGAGACACAGCAACAGGGAGCGGCGUCAUGCAUCACAUGAUGGCAGCCAUCUAUCCCCACAUUCAGCCAAAGUGAGAAGAAGGCAUCUUUUCCUUCUCAAGCAAGAGAUCACCAAGCCCCAAGGUGAGCCAAUCGCCCGAGAAGCCAAGCGAUCCAAACAGUCUUGAUACGCUGAGGCAGCCUCUCUCACCUUUGCAAUACAACCCACCAGCUUCCAAAACACCAAUUCGCUAGUAAAUCUUAACUUUACUUAAUA
Messenger RNA from Amborella trichopoda, 1708 nucleotides. RefSeq lists its product as uncharacterized. The record is from RefSeq and is a predicted model, not a curated record. NCBI's taxonomy places the organism in Eukaryota, Viridiplantae, Streptophyta, Magnoliopsida, Amborellales, Amborellaceae.